Molecule: messenger RNA, 699 nt
Organism: Serendipita indica DSM 11827
Lineage: Eukaryota; Fungi; Basidiomycota; Agaricomycetes; Sebacinales; Serendipitaceae
Source: the annotation of a GenBank genome assembly
AUGAGCAAACUUUCAGUGUCAAGCGUGCGGGCGUCCAUCAAAGAGCUCUUGAGUGCUUCGCAGGAGAAGCAACGAAAAUUCGUCGAGACGAUUGAGCUCCAGAUUGGUCUCAAGAACUAUGACCCUCAACGUGACAAGCGUUUCUCUGGAACUGUCAAGUGGGUUCAAUCCAAUGCGUAUUCUACGACGUUUACAAGUAACUACAGGCUGCCAAAUAUCCCCCGUCCUCGUAUGUCGAUCUGCAUUCUUGCAGACGCAAACGACAUCGAUCGUGCCAAGCAGAUUGAGCUCGAGUACAUGUCUGUCGACGAUCUCAAGAAGCUGAACAAGAAUAAAAAGCUCGUUAAGAAGCUCGCUAAGAAGUACGACGCUUUCUUGUCGUCUGAAGCCCUCUUGAAGCAAAUCCCACGUCUACUUGGUCCGGGUCUCUCAAAGGCUGGCAAGUUCCCUACCCCAGUCUCGCACUCGGAAGACUUGACGAACAAGCUCACCGAGGUUCGUUCGACGAUCAAGUUCCAGCUGAAGAAGGUGCUCUGCUUGGCCGUCGCUGUCGGCCACGUUCAGAUGACGGAUGACCAAGUAUUGGCCAAUGUAAUGAUGAGCAUCAACUUCUUGGUCUCUCUCCUGAAGAAGAACUGGCAAAACGUCAAAUCGCUGCACAUCAAGUCGACGAUGGGCAAGGCGAUCCGACUCUUCUAG